Molecule: messenger RNA, 1962 nt
Organism: Ananas comosus (pineapple)
Lineage: Eukaryota; Viridiplantae; Streptophyta; Magnoliopsida; Poales; Bromeliaceae
Exons: 2
Coding region: 8-1276 (422 amino acids)
Molecular function (GO): protein dimerization activity
Source: RefSeq, a predicted model, not a curated record
GGCGGGAAUGUUGAUUGAAGCGCAAUUUCCUUCAAUAUUUUGGACUCCUUGUGUUGUGCACACAUUGAACCUUGCAUUAAAAAAUAUUUGUGCGGCUAAGAAUACCGAGGCCAAUGAAAUUACUUUUGAUGAAUGUAGUUGGAUUACUAUCAUAGCGGAGGAUGUAGCAUGCAUCAAGAAUUUUAUCUUGAAUCAUUCCAUGAGGUUGGCAAUAUUUAAUGAGUUUGUCAACUUGAAAAUGCUUGCGGUGGCCGAGACUCGAUUCGCUUCGGUAAUCAUCAUGCUAAGAAGAUUCAAGCAAAUCAAACGGGGUCUCCAAAAUAUGGUCAUUAGUGACAAAUGGGCUAGCUAUAGGGAGGAUGAUGUGGGGAAAGCACAAUUUGUAAAAGAUAGAAUUCUCAAUGACUUGUGGUGGGAUCAAAUUAACUAUAUUCUUUCUUUUACCGAACCUAUAUAUGAGAUGCUUCGGAUUGCCGAUACCGACAAGCCUUGCUUACAUUUAAUGUAUGAAACUUGGGACUCCAUGAUAGAAAAGGUGAAAGUUGCUAUAUAUAGGCGUGAAGGAAAGAAAGAAAAUGAGGAAUCAUCAUUUUAUUCCGUUGUGCACAAAAUUUUGAUUGACCGAUGGGCUAAAAGCAAUACUCCACUUCAUUGCUUGGCACAUUCUUUGAACCCUAGAUACUAUAGCUCAUCGUGGCUUAAUGAGGAUCCAAAUCGAGUUCCUCCGCAUAGGGAUUUGGAGAUAUCAAAGAUGAGAAACAAGUGCUUAAAAAGAUUUUUUCCAAAUAAUGAAGAAAGAAGAGUUGUAAAUGAGGAGUUUGCAAAUUUUUCUACUGCCGGAGAGGGAUUUGAUGAGCACGACUCUAUUGAAGAUAGGGGAGUUCUUGACCCAAAGAAGUGGUGGGUCAUCCAUGGUGCGGCAGCAUCUAUGCUCCAAAAUUUAGCCCUAAAGUUACUUGGCCAACCUUGCUCCUCUUCAUGUUGCAAGCGGAAUUGGAGUACCUACUCAUUCAUUCACUCCAUAAAGAGGAAUAAGAUUACGCCACAACGAGCCGAAGAUUUAGUAUAUGUACAUACUAAUCUUCGCCUUUUAUCAAGGAGGGCUCCAGAAUAUAUAAAAGGAGAGACCAAGAUGUGGGAUGUUGGAGGAGAUUCUUUCGACACAUUUGAUAGUGUUGGUCUUCUUGAAAUUGCAAAUCUUUCACUUGAUGAGCCGGAUUUGGAGAGUGUGGUAUUUAUUGAUGAUUCAAAUGAGAAUGAAACUGAACCAAAUUGAAGUCUUUUGAUGAAAACCCUCUCCUUUUCCUUUUGUUGUUUUGGGUGUGAACUAUGCAUGUAAGUCAUAAGAUGUAAAGAUGAAUAUCAUGAUGUUUUGUGGUCAGUGAAUGAUUGAAUGAAAAUACUAUAUUUGUUUUACUUUUACUCAUUUGUUUAUUUUUUAUAUUUCAAUACAUCAUGACAUAUUAUCAAUGUAAAUUUAUUAUACAUAUUAAAAUAAUAUUUUAUUUAAAUACUCCCAGCGUAUCGUAUCCUAGAGUUUUGGGACAAUGCCGUAUCGCCGUGUCCGUAUCGUGUCGUAUCCGUAUCCCCGUAUCCGUAUCCGUGCAACAUAGGUGCUGUGUAUAGAGCAUUAAAUUAGUACAUAGCAAGCGUAAGAAAAGAUUUCUCCUCUCUUGGAAUUAUGAUGCAUCCUAUUAAACAUCCGCUGCACAGUGUAUAUAUGUACAUACGCCACAUGCUUAAAAUAUUUUAAUAGAGUUUAUAAAAUUAAUCUUAUUAAAUAUAAUUUAAAUUAUUAGACUUUAUAGGUCAGAUAUAUUUAAUUAAAUUUUGAUAUUAAAGCAAUAGUCAUCUAAUAUAAGUUACGGUGCAUAGAGUAUUAAUAUACACUAGGUGCAUGUAAACUCCCAUCAAUUUUAACAAAAUAAAAACACUCUUGUCAAUUGGACUACUUGAUGACCU